Molecule: messenger RNA, 1956 nt
Organism: Zophobas morio
Lineage: Eukaryota; Metazoa; Arthropoda; Insecta; Coleoptera; Tenebrionidae
Gene: cert
Product: ceramide transfer protein
Exons: 9
Coding region: 211-1881 (556 amino acids)
Biological process (GO): ER to Golgi ceramide transport
Molecular function (GO): lipid binding
Source: RefSeq, a predicted model, not a curated record
CGCGCAUGAUUUUUCAAUAUAGCACGUAAUAUACCCUGCUGAUAGUAUACUAACAGUGAUAUGAAAAAACAAAUUGAUAAGACGCAGAAAUAGCAUGGUAUGUUUGUGAUGUGUUGUAUAAUUACCGGCACGGAAUCCCCCUGUCCUUGCAUGAAAUGACCUGAAUCUGUUCCGUUAUAAUUAGUCUCAUCGUCCAUCAAAAAAUUUAGCAUGGCCGACGAACACAGUAGCGACGAUUCGGACGACAAUCAAGAGGAAUUGGCAGGUGUGUUGAGUAAAUGGACUAAUUAUAUACACGGAUGGCAAGAUCGUUACAUCGUUUUAAGAGGUGGAACAUUGUCAUAUUAUAAAAGUGAACAAGAAAGCGGUUAUGGAUGUCGAGGGGCACUAUCACUUGCCAAAGCUGUUAUAAAACCACAUGAAUUCGAUGAGUGCAGAUUUGAUGUUUCAGUCAAUGACUGUGUUUGGUACCUUCGAGCUGAUUCUGUGGAAGCCAAGCAGAUCUGGGUUGACGCUCUAGAAUCGUACAAGUUGGAGUCUGGCUAUGGUACAGGCUCGGAAAACAGUUUAAAACGGCAUGGAUCAACUGUUAGCCUACAAUCCAACACAUACAGCACAGCGUCCGGAAGUAGUUUCAAGCGAUCGUCUCGCAAUUUACGGGAAAAACUUGCCGAAUUGGAUACUUUUAAGGACAUUCUGUGCCGACAAAUUGAAACAUUACAGACAUAUUUUGAUUAUUGUGUGGAUAAUGAAGCUCACAAUGGGCCAAACAAAGAAAAAUUGCCAGUUAUUGAUUUUAAAGGUGAAGCGAUAACAUUUAAGACUACUACAGCAGCAGUUUUGGAUACUUUAGAACAUUGCGCUGAAUUGGUAACCCAAAGAGAAGAAUCAUGGCGUAACCGAUUAGAUAAAGAAAUUGAAAGAAGAAAACGAAGUGAAAAUCUGGCGAAGAGUUACUUCGCGCAACUACAAAAAUCACGAAACAUUCAUCCUGGUCCAGAUUUGGAGGAAGGUCCUCAUAGCGUAUUGGCAGAUGACGAAUUUUAUGAUGCCGUCGAAUCCGGCUUAGAUAAAAUGGAGGAAGAGCAGGAAUUGCGGGAUCGAUUAAAGAGCGGUCAAGUUAUUCCCGUUGCGUCAUCUCCAACAUCCCCAGCGUCAUCACAUUGUUUAUGGCCACAGGUAAAAAUUGAAAAAAUUGUGAAACAAGAAGUUGCGAUGGCCAAAUUAGGCGUAGGGGAGUGCGGGACUGGAUGGCAGUUGUUCGCGGAAGACGGUGAAAUGAGAAUGUAUAGAAGAGAAGAAGAAAUUGAUGGGAUGGUUGUUGAUCCAUUAAAGGCUGUGCACGUCGUUAAAGGUAUUACAGGUCAUGAAUUAUGCCACUAUUUUUUUAGUCCACAGUAUCGAUAUGAUUGGGAAACUACUUUAGAACACAUGACAGUUCUUGAAACUAUUUCUGAAGAUACUCUCAUAUUUCAUCAAACUCACAAAAGGAUAUGGCCCGCAAGUCAAAGAGAUACUGUAUUUUGGUCACAUAUGCGACGUUUGGCGGAUGACCAGGAUAGGGAUGGGCCGGAUUUAUGGACCGUCGUCAAUAAUUCCACCGAGCAUGUAGAUCAUCCUGCAAAUGCUGGUAAAUGUGUACGGAUAUUUCUUACGGUAUGUCUUUUAUGUCAAACUCGAGUUGAUCCACCGAAAGAUGGGGCACCCGUCACCAGGGAAGAUCUCACUUGUAGGAUAACGUACUGUUCUGUGGUAAAUCCGGGGGGCUGGGCUCCCGCAUCGGUAUUACGAGCGGUUUACAAACGAGAAUAUCCAAAAUUCUUAAAAAGGUUUACUGCUUAUGUUAAAAACCAAACAAAAGAUAAGCCUAUAAUGUACUAAACAUAAGAUUUUUUACGGUUUACCUUGUUAAUUUUAUUUAUAUUUCUUGUAUAUUAAAUGUUACAUUCUGUUUUA